AUGGAUCACACAGCGCAUGGUAUCUGUGGUGGACCUACGACCCAGCCUGACAUCCUGGCUGAGCUGAAGGCUCGAGUGGAGAAGCUGGAGAGAGAGCACAAGGACAUCAGAAAGGUGGCCUUCUCUGCAAGUAUAACUUCUCCAGUGGGACCCAUCUGCGCAGACACAACCCUGGUCUACCCCAAUGUCAUCACCAACAUCGGCAAAGCCUACAACCCAGUCAGCGGAAUCUUUACCGCACCAGUGAGAGGAGUCUACUUGUUCAGUUUCACUGGCAUGGAUGACCGUCAGACCUCCGGGGUGCCAGUUGCCCUGUUCAAGAAUAACAAUCAUCUGAUGUGUCAGUGGAAGGUGCCUGGGGGUACUUAUCAUCAGUAUGUUCAGAACACAGUGAUUGUAGAGCUGGACAAGGGAGAUAUCAUCUACACACGUCUACCUGAGAAUCACAGGAUCCUAGGUGAUGCCAAGAACAAUGGCAGUAACUUAACUUUAAACAACAACAAUAUCUUCAGUGGCUUCCUGCUCUUCACUGUGUGAGUGGAACACUGCUAAAGUUGUGAUGAAAUCACCUUCAAUGUCUGACCCUUUGAAAGACUAGUCUAUGAUCAGGCUCUUACUGUUGAAAACCUGUACG
Molecule: messenger RNA, 634 nt
Organism: Osmerus eperlanus (European smelt)
Lineage: Eukaryota; Metazoa; Chordata; Actinopteri; Osmeriformes; Osmeridae
Product: complement C1q-like protein 2
Exons: 1
Coding region: 1-537 (178 amino acids)
Molecular function (GO): protein binding
Source: RefSeq, a predicted model, not a curated record